Messenger RNA from Melitaea cinxia (Glanville fritillary), 1900 nucleotides. RefSeq names its product neither inactivation nor afterpotential protein G (gene ninaG). The record is from RefSeq and is a predicted model, not a curated record. Bases 1 to 1854 code for a protein of 617 amino acids. NCBI's taxonomy places the organism in Eukaryota, Metazoa, Arthropoda, Insecta, Lepidoptera, Nymphalidae. The transcript has 11 exons. Gene Ontology annotation, molecular function: oxidoreductase activity, acting on CH-OH group of donors; flavin adenine dinucleotide binding.
AUGACGAUAUAUUCCUAUAUAAUAAGCAUAUUAGUGGCAUUUGUGUCCUAUAUAGUGUAUCAGAAAUACGCAAAUGUUAAUACGAGUUUUGUUACCAAGCCUGCGAAGAGAUAUGAUUACAUCAUCGUUGGAGCCGGAACAGCCGGUUGCGUGCUGGCUUCUCGCUUGUCUGAAGAUCCUAAUGUCAAAGUGUUACUGGUGGAGGCUGGCGACCAUAUGGGGUACUUCACCAAAAUACCAUUGACGGCCACUGCCGCACAACAUGGAGAUAACGAUUGGACGGUGCGAGCCACAGCACAAAAAUAUUCUUCUUUUGGACUUCUUAAUCAGACGCCAAUCAUUCCCCGUGGUAAAGGUCCUGGAGGAUCGGGACAGAUUAAUUUCCUUCUCCAUGGGUUUGGUCUUCCCGAGGACUACAACAGAUGGUCAAGACUUGGCUUUAAGGGUUGGACACUAGAUGACUUGAAACCAUAUUUCUUGAAAGCAUUCGGAACUGUUAAGAGUGAAUUUGAUUCUGACAACUGUCCAGUUAAAGGAAUUUGUGCGAAGGCUCCAAUGAAACUGAAACUUAUAGAUGAAGACAACGAGCUGAUGACGAUAUUUAGACAAGCUUCAUCAGCGCUUGCGUCAAAAAAUACGUUAUUUAGAAGAUCAACAGCCAGCGUCAAAGAUGGCAGCAGAUAUCAAGCCUACGAUGCUUACCUCCAACCAGCAUUAAACAGGAAAAACUUACAUGUCCUGUUAAGAACCCAAGGGAUAUCUAUGCGUUUUGAGCAGAAAAGGGCUACGUCACUUUACAUUUUACAAGAUCACAGGAAUCUGGACAAUAUAUUCGUUAACAGAGAAAUAAUAUUAUGCGCUGGCUCUAUCAAGACGCCUCAAAUUAUGAUAUCAUCUGGUAUCGGACCAAAGAAAUUAAUCAAAAAGCUACGUAUAAAGUUGAUAACGGAGAAUGAGUCUGUUGGCAAGAACCUUCACGACCACAUGAACAUGCCGAUAUACGUAAGCAUCAAGAAACCGAUUAGUAUAACUCUAGCAAAAGUAUUUAGUGCGGGUACUUUGGUGGACUACUUCUGGAGUAACAGCGGAUACCUCUCGUUCCCGCCCGUAGCCGGCGUGGAGUACUACAACAGGUCAGCCCUGAUGUUAUUCUCAAUGGGUUCUACAAGUGAGAGGUUGUUGAGACAUCUAUCCAACUACAAACAGAAGACUUUCCGGGACAUAUUUCCAUUCCAUAAUGAAACGAGUAAGGAAGGGUUCAUGUUCCUGGCGACGUGUGUGCAGCCGAAGAGUAGAGGAUCCGUCACACUCGUGGACUCGAGCACCAACGUGCCCAUUGUGGUGGAUCCGAAUUAUUUGCACCGAGAUUACGAUGUCAAAUGUAUCAUGAAAGCAAUCAGACGCGCAGAGAAAUUGCUAACGACAAAACCCUUUGAAGAAAUAGGAGCCAGGAUCCACUGGCCUAGAGCUGAACGAUGUCUAUCUUUCUGGAACUACACAAGAUUAGACCAAAAGGGAUUGGUUCGACGAAGGAAAAAAAUAAAGCUACCAGGAGUACCAGGCGCGCAGGCACGCAAAGAGGUUCCAAAACCGAAACCAAAAAUACAAAGUCCCCCUGACGAAUACUUGGCGUGCAUUAUCAGAGAGGUCGCAGUGACUGGCCACCACGUCGCUGGAACUUGCGCUGGGGGAAAGGUCGUUGACAACCAGUUGAGAGUUAAAGAUGUUCGAGGCCUUCGUAUAAUGGAUGCGAGUGUGUUGCCUUCGCCCAUAUCUCUGUAUCCUAAUUCCGUGAUCAUAGGAAUGGCGGAAAGAGCAGCUGAUUUAAUUAAAAAUACUCCUAAAUUGCAAUAGUUAUCUAUUUUGCCUUUUAUUUACUAAAUAAAUGUGUUUUAAUAAA